CUUGAAUGCUUUUCAAUGAGAUGCAUCCAUUUACAUCAUCAUAAAACUUUAAAACUAUUUUAUAUCAUUAUAACAAAAUUUCAUUUAAAUCCAUUUAGUUCUCUUCUUUUUUUUUAUUCAUUAUUUUAAACAAAACAAAAUUUAAAAAAAUGAAUUUUGUAUCUUAUAAUGAUAAUUGUACUAUAUACAUUGCAUAUAAUCAAAGUGAAUUAGUUUAUACACCACCAAUUUAUAUAUUUUUAGUUGUUCUAAGUCCUAUCGCAUUAAUUAUUAGUUGUUUAUCAUUAACUGUAUUAACACGACCACAAGCAAUACGUUUAGGUUCAAUGCGUAUUAAUUUAAUUACAUUAACAAUAUUUGAAGUAUUAUUAAAUUCUAUGAUAUUUUUAAUAUCAUUAUUUUAUACAACAAAUUUUCCAAAUGAUGAACAAAAUUUAUAUAAAACAAUUGUACAUAUUACAUGUUUUAUAUUAAUUGGUGGUGCAUUAUGUUCAAGAAAUUGGACUAUUACAUUAAUUUCAUUAGCACGUUGUGUAGCUAUAACAAAACCAAUGAUAUCACGUAAAACAUAUUCACAUUUAUUUCAACCAAAAUGGAUGGCUAUAUUUACUAUUAGUUGUAUUUUAACAGGAUUUAUAUUAAGUGCAUUAAGAUUAUUUGAAAUGCAUAUUGAUAUUUGUUUAAAUCAAAAUAAUAAAAUUAUAUUAAUACCAAGUUCAGAAUGGCGUAUUGUAAAAGAUUUAUUUUUUACAUUUCAAUCAGCUAUACCAAUAUUGAUUGUAGUAUUGACAACGGUAAUAAUGUUGAUUGCAUUAUUUCGUCAUAAAUUACCAAAUUUAAAUCAUCAUCAUGUAUCAGAUAGAAUGACAAGACGUUUGGAAACAAAUAAUAAUAAUAAUAAGACUGAGCAUAAUAGUAUUAUUAAUACUAAUAAUACUGCGAAUAAUAAUAAUAUUGUAAGUAUUAAUCGUAGUUAUUCAUGUGCAACAAAACAUGAUUAUACACAUACAAGACAACAACAAAUUUUAUUAGAAUAUAAAUUAAAUGAACGCCGAUUACAUAAUCAGGCUAGAGCUACACGUAUGAUUACAUUAUUAACAGUUAUCUUUAUAUUAUUUGAAGCACCAGUAUUUUUUUGUGUAACAUUUGAAUAUAAAUUUGAUCGUGUACAAUUUGAUUUAGUAACAAAUGCAUUAAAAAGUUUAGUUGUUUUAGAUUCAUGUGCUAAUGUGAUUAUUUAUUUAAUAAUGAGUAGACGUUUUCGUCAAGAAUCUGUAAGAUUAUGGAGAUAUGCAAGAAGACAAACAAGACAAGUGUUAACCAAUCAAUCAGAGGUGAUAUUUUAAAUUUUUUUUAAAAAACAAAACAACAAUCAUGAUUCUACAUUUUGUUUCUUGACUAUCAAUUAAAUUAGGAAUUCAGUGAAGAUAAUUGUAAAUAUAUACAUAUACAUAUUGUACAAUAGAAAUCAUCCAAACAUGCAAAUGAUGAUGAUGAUGUUGAUGUUGAUGUAAAAUAUACUUACAUUCAUAUACCUUUUUGUUUAUUGUUGCUGAUUAAUAACCAAUGGAAUAAUAUGAAUGGAAUUAUACAUUUUAUUUUCGUAUAUCAUGAAAUGUAACUUUCAAUGAUUAGAGAAUAUAAUAAAGCAAGCCACGGCCUUUGAAUGACGAUGAUAACAGUGUUAUAACGUCCUUUUAGGCCUUCCCACACUACGUUGGAACUUCGGCCUGGAUCAUUAUUAAAUAAUACUAUUGGAUUCAAUCUUUCUCAUUACGCCGUUGGUGCCACCACGUGCAGAGGAAUCUUCAUAAAUCAAGUGAACUCAUUUGUGGUUGUUAUCUCAGAGAUCAGCUUACAACAUCUAAAAGAAGAUAAGGAGUAAAUGAGCAAAUUAACAUGGCAAGACGAUUAUUUCAUAAAAAAUGAAUAAAGGUCAACUAAUUAAGUAAUUGGAGAACUACUACAACCAUCAUCAAGAAGUUACAAGUAUUUAAAAAUAAAUACUCAAAAUCCAUUGACCAGAUAUCAUCAGUAACAGCUUUCAGUAAGAGAGAACAAACAAACUUCCAGUUCAAGAGAAAAGUUGGAAAAGACGAUGGAGUUAGUGGAUAGAACAUACAUUACGCAAAUCAUCAAACUGUAUCACGAUGCAUGUGCUAAGAACAUACUACGUCGAGAAAUAGAAGCAGAUAUGAAGAGGAUGAAUAACAAGUGGAAAGAGCUAGAAAGGAUUCUUCAGGACAGCUUUGGAUGGCGAGUAUUGGUGGACGUCCUAUGCCCUUUCACGAGGAGUAACAUGCGUAGGUAAGUAAUUAAGUACUAAGAAGCUAAUGGGAAUGAAAGAGAGAAAAAGAACAAUUCAGAUUUACAUCAUCAUCAUCAUUAUUAUCUAUAUUAAAGUUUACAAAGCUAGAAAUAAUACUCAAACUUGGCAUAUAAUUGUUUAUUAUCGAUAAAUCUUUGUUUUCCCAUUAUAUCAACUAAAUUAAUAAAUACAAAUAAUUUUAUUUAGGUAACUAAAUUCAUUUUUAUGGUUAUACAGUUACUUUUUUAUAAA
This is a messenger RNA of Schistosoma curassoni, 2560 nucleotides long. The record is from the annotation of a GenBank genome assembly. NCBI's taxonomy places the organism in Eukaryota, Metazoa, Platyhelminthes, Trematoda, Strigeidida, Schistosomatidae.